AUGAACCACGCGAUUUCAUCCACCUCUUUGUCUUCUUCUUCCUCUUCCUCUUUCAACGAAGCUUUGAAGACGACGACGAUGAAGAAAACUGCUUUCUCUGCUGCUUCGAGGAGGGUUUUUAAUGUCGUCUUCUCCACGCCAAAAGGACAAAACCAAUUCUCGACGACGACGUCUGUGAAAGCGACGACGACGAUGUCCUCGAAAUCAUCCAAAAACUCAUCUUUCGGUUUCGGUCGUUGGUGGUGUUUGACGUCACAACAACAACCAAAGAGUUCUCGUCAUCACCUUUUACGGAAUACUUUUACGAAACAACUCAGCUUUUUUAAAGCGUCCUCCUCGUAUUCUUCUUCUUCUUCUUCUUCUCGCGCAGUAACAGUCGCCGGUGCUGCUUCGAGUGCAAAAGAAGCAAAAACAUCAUCGAUGACGCCGGAAGAAAUCGCGUCUCAGCCUCGAUGGGAACUCGAGAGACACUUCGAGUACGAUUCCCCGAACGACGGUAAAAUCGAUCGCGAGAUGGAUGCGAUCGAGACGCAAUGUAAAGAGUUCAAAGCGAAAUACGAGGGGAAGUUGAAAGCGGGUGAAAAUAAUUUGUUGUUGGAAGCGAUCGAGAUGUUUGAGGAAAUCGAUAUUAAGUUGACGAGAGCGUUGUCGUACGUUUCGUUGGCGUCGGAUACGAGAUUGGAAGAUGCGAAGAUGCAGCAAAGAAAAGCGCAACUGAUGCAACGGUACGGGUCCUUUCAAGGGAAUUUUUUACAGUGGUUCUCGUUGGAGAUUGCGAACUUGGAGGAGGACGACGUCGAAAAACAAUACCUUUUACACGACGGAAAGUUGAAAACGAAGUAUAAAGCGUUCAUCGAGGAAGAGAGACGGUCGAAACCGUAUAAUCUUUCCAAAGAGGUGGAACGCGCGUUGACGGUGAGAUCGGCUUUCGCCGGGAAGAGGCAAGUGGUUGAAUUUUACGGCAACGAGUUGAGUCGUUUACGUUUUCCCAUGAAAGACGACGAGAGCGGAGAAACGAAGGAGGUGAACAUGGAGGUUUUGUUGGCGAAGAUGACUUCGAGUAAAGACACGAAGACGAGGCGGGAGUGCAUGAACAUUUUGAACGAAGGAUUGGUAAAGUUUGAGAGAACGUGCGCGUUGAGUUUGAACAUGGUGGCCGGGAGCUGGCACAUCGAAAACACGGAGAGAGGGUUUAAGAAUUUGCGUUCGCAAAGAAAUGUCUCGAAUAAUGUUCCCGAUGAAGCCGUGGACUCUUUGUUGACGGCGGUGAAAACGACUGGCGUGGAUUUGUGCAAGAAGUAUUAUCGAUUGAAGAAGGGUAUUUUGAAAGAGACCCAAGGGUUGGAGGAGUUUACUUGGGCCGAUCGCAACGCGACUAUCGAUAUCGGCACCGGGUCUGAUUCGUACAGCUGGGAACAAGCGGUGCAGAUUUGCAAAGACGGAUACGAGAAGUUUUCGCCGACGAUGGCAAAACAUUUCACCGACAUGGUCGAAAGCAAGAGAAUCGAUGUCCCGGCGGCGGAUGGAAAACGAGGCGGCGCGUACUGUUCGUCCUCCUAUGGGUGUGGUCCGUUCCAAUUGUUGAACUUCACUGGAACCCAAAGAGACGUUGCAACUUUGGCGCACGAAUCCGGACACGGCGUGCAUUUUAUUUUGAGUUAUCAGCAAGGUAUCCUUCAGUAUCACCCUCCUCUCACCUUGGCUGAAACGGCGUCGAUUUUCGGCGAAAUGAUUGUCUUCAGAGACUUGUUGGAGAGAGCUCCGUCGGACCAAGAUCGAUUACAAAUGAUCAUGGGUAAGUGCGACGAUAUCAUCAACUCCGUCGUUCGUCAGUGCUCGUUUGACGCGUUUGAGGCAAAAGUGCACGAAAAACGACAAAACGGCCAAGUGACGCCGGAGGAAAUGACCGAGGCGUGGAAGGAGUGCAUGGUUGAUUACUACGGGGAGGAAGGCGACGUGUAUGAUUCGUACAAAGACACUUCGCAUUUGUGGGCGUACGUUUCGCACUUCCACAACGUGCCUUUUUACGUCUACUCUUACGCGUUUGCCGAUUUAGUCGUCGGGGCCUUAUACGGGGUAUACGCCAAGCAACCGGAAGGUUUCGAAGAGAAGUUGUUGGAUUUGCUCUCGGCGGGAGGAACCAAAGGAUUCGUCGAAGCGUUGGCGCCGUUUGGAUUAGAUCCGGCGUCGGAUACAUUUUGGAGUGAUGCCUUAACCGCGCAUUUAGGCGGACUGUUGGACGAAGCCGAGCAGUUGGCGAAGAAGUUGAACUACCAAAAGUAA
Molecule: messenger RNA, 2283 nt
Organism: Bathycoccus prasinos
Lineage: Eukaryota; Viridiplantae; Chlorophyta; Mamiellophyceae; Mamiellales; Bathycoccaceae
Product: oligoendopeptidase F
Exons: 1
Coding region: 1-2283 (760 amino acids)
Biological process (GO): proteolysis
Molecular function (GO): metalloendopeptidase activity
Source: RefSeq, a predicted model, not a curated record